AUGACGGCGACGCUAGCACUGGAGCUGGCCGCCAACGAGGGCUUCGCGGCCAACGCCAAGCGCGGCACCGGCCACGUGUUCGACCAGAGCGCGCUGGACCGCUUCCUGCUGGCCAACCAGCUGUCGCACGUGCUGCGCGCGCACGAGCUGCACCAGUCCGGGUUCAUGUGCCAGCUGCGCGGCCGGCUGGUGUCGGUGUUCUCGUCCAACCGCUACUGCGGCGGCAGCAACGACGCCGGCGUGGCGCUGCUCGAGGACAACAAGCUGCGCCUCAUCCGCGUCAACGUCGAAUGACGCCCUGUAUACUUGAGCAUGCUCAGGCGAUGCCGGCUCCUUUGGCCGAGCUGCACCAGCGGAGGCGUCUGAGCCUGAUCAGGCGGUCGUCAUUGGUGUCCUUUGAUCACCCAUGGAUAAGAAGUCCAUUUCGAUCACCUAGGUGAUCUUAUCGAUGGUGAUCAAAGGACACCAAAGUGUCGGCUGGAGUCCACUUUAUCACCCAGGUGAUCAAAGUGGACUCCAGGCCUAGGAUAGACCGAUCAGGCGUCAAAUGAGCCGCUCAUUCGCCUGAGCAUGCUCAAAUGACUGCUUGACGCGCGGGCGGCGGUACAUCAAGCACCUUUGUAUAUAGUUGCAUAGUUGCUAAUAUGCAACAAAAAAUGUGUAGCCUAAUAUGCUGUCGCCUGUACUAUCUCAUGUGUAAGCGGCACGUGGCGUGAGCGUGAUUCGUUUGGUUCUAUUUGGAUCUUUAAUGUAAUUUAGGUCUUGUAAAAAUACCCUUUAUAACAAGAACAGACCAUAGAGGUCACAAUCAAUGAAAAUCACGGUAAAAAAUAAUAUAAAGCGCCACUAGUUAUGAUGAAAACAUAAAGAACGAAAAUGUCUGUCUACAAGUAUCAGUUAGCUUUAAAUUAGUUGU
Messenger RNA from Ostrinia furnacalis (Asian corn borer), 916 nucleotides. RefSeq names its product serine/threonine-protein phosphatase T-like. NCBI's taxonomy places the organism in Eukaryota, Metazoa, Arthropoda, Insecta, Lepidoptera, Crambidae. Gene Ontology annotation, molecular function: protein serine/threonine phosphatase activity. Bases 1 to 294 code for a protein of 97 amino acids. The record is from RefSeq and is a predicted model, not a curated record. The transcript has 2 exons. Gene Ontology annotation, cellular component: cytoplasm; nucleus.